CCCACUCCUAUUCCAUUCCAUAUAUUGAGAAGAAGAGGUUUCAAAAUUUUAUAACAACAAAGCUUAAUUUUCUUCAUUGCUUCUUGUUCUUCGAAAAAAAGUAAACCACAGAAGCAUUUUCCAAUAUCAGAAGAUGGAAGAAUCGUUUCCUAUGACUGGUGGAGAUGGCCCAUACAGCUAUUCCAAGAACUCAAAUCGACAGAAAGAAGCAGCUGAAAACGCCAAGGCAUGGUUGGUGGCCGCCAUAACCGAAAACCUUGAGAUCAACAAACAGAAGAUCUGCCCCAUCUCGAACUCAUUCCGGAUCGGCGACUUCGGCUGCUCCACCGGCCCAAACACCUUCAUCGCCGUCGACACCAUCAUCGAAGCAGUAUCCAAAACCUUCCAGGACCAUGUCCCCGAAUUCCAUGUCUUCUUCAGUGACCACGUCUCCAACGACUUCAACAUUCUAUUCACCAACCUUCCCAAGGACCGGACUUACUUCUCGGCCGGUGUGCCUGGCUCCUUCCACCGGAGACUGUUUCCCAGGGCUUCGUUGAACUUCGCCUACUCGUCCCAUGCGUUGCAGUGGUUGUCGAAGACUCCAGCGGAGGUCGAAGACUCUAGCUCGCCGGCGUUUAACAAGGGCAAGAUUUUCUAUGCUAAGGCUGCCGAGCAAGUUGGUGAGGCCUAUAGGCGUCAGCAUGAAGAGGACAUGGCGAGUUUUUUUAAUGCUCGAUCGGAAGAGCUCGUUCCUGGCGGGCUACUUGCGAUUCUGAUGUCGGGUAGGGAAGAUGGGAGUUCGCCUGCCCAAUCCUCCCUCGGCCCUGUUUUUGCACCGUUGGAAUCUGUCAUUGUAGAUAUGACUAAUGAGGGAAUAAUAAGCCAUGAAAAGCUUGACUCGUUCAACUUGCCCAUUUUCAGCCCAUGCCCCGAGGAGAUCAAGAAGAUAAUACAAAAAAAUGGAUGUUUUGAAAUAUCAAGAUUGGAACUGCAACCUCGUACCUUUCGUCCUAUGAUCACUCCAGAACAAUGCAGAGCUGGGUUUGAGAGCAUGAUCAGCAAACAUUUUAAUGAUAAUAAUAAUCAAAAUAUAAUAGAAGAGCUAUUUAAUCGUUACUCCAAGAAAAUUGAAGGGUGUUCCCCAAUAUCUGCGGACGAUAAAUCUACUGCGGCUGGACUAUUCUUGUUGCUCAAGCGCAAAUGUUAACUAAAAGGUGGCAAUAAUUUAAUGUACCUCCGCAGAAAACUGUCAAACCGUGGGUCAUACAAAUUACUGAGUUGCGGAGGUACCACAAUUUGAAUCAUCUCACACAUUGCCUUCAUCAUCAGAGCUAUAGUAGUCAUAUCUUCAUUAGGCGUAGGAGCAGUAUGUGCUUGUGACUGAAUUUGAUCUGUAGAGCUGGAGGUUGUCUUUCUCGCUUUCCCUUUCACCCUAUAACCCACUCCUCUUUGGUAGUCAGAUCUCUCCCCGAGUACAUUACCUAGUAUCUUGUAUUGAUUGACCAGGGACGAAUCGACGCCAGAUACAUUACCAGACCCCUCACUCUGCUGUUGAGAUUGCCUAUCAAGCUGUGAUCUCUGAAGCUCCGCCGCCAUUUUUUCCUGUAUAAAGAAAACAUUAUAAACAAAAAUUAAAAACAUUAGAAACAUUAGAAACAAAAAAACAAUAAUAUUCACUUACAUAAUCUUGUUGAGCUUCCUCGUUGACAAAAGUUUUGUCGAUUUUUUCAUAUGAACAUCCCUCCAAGUAUCAACAACAUGCGCAUUUGGGUUCUCCUAUACAAAUGUAAACAAAUGUUUUAGAAUGUGUUAUUUUAUAAAAUUAAAUUAACAUCUUUAAUUAUAUAUUCGUGACGCUUAGCUGCUAACGAUUUUGUG
Humulus lupulus (European hop) is the source of this 1860-nucleotide messenger RNA. RefSeq names its product loganic acid O-methyltransferase-like. Gene Ontology annotation, molecular function: S-adenosylmethionine-dependent methyltransferase activity. The record is from RefSeq and is a predicted model, not a curated record. The coding region runs from base 134 to 1189 and encodes 351 amino acids. Gene Ontology annotation, biological process: methylation. Lineage: Eukaryota; Viridiplantae; Streptophyta; Magnoliopsida; Rosales; Cannabaceae. The transcript has 3 exons.